AUGGUUUGUAUUCGCCCCGCGGUCCUGUCUGACCUCCCUGCCAUGCAGGAAUGUAACCUUAUGUGUUUGCCCGAGAACUAUCAGAUGAAAUAUUAUUUCUAUCACAUAUUGAGCUGGCCUCAAUUGCUCUACGUCGCCGAGGAUACUGAUCGUAAAAUAGUUGGAUAUGUAUUAGCGAAGAUGGAAGAAGACGCCGGGUCGGAACCCCCUAAUGGCCACAUCACGAGUCUCGCUGUGCUCAGGUCACACCGUAAGCUUGGCAUCGCCACGAGGCUCAUGAAGGCCGCCUUGAAGGCGAUGCACGAGACGUUCGAUGCGGAAUAUGUCAGCUUGCAUGUCCGAGUGUCGAACACGGCAGCCCUCACUCUUUAUAGAGAUACUCUCGGCUUCAAACAACACGAUCUCGAUAAGCAAUACUAUGCGGAUAAGGAGGAUGCAUUCGACAUGCGUAAAUAUUUGACUACUGCAGUGCCCGAAGCUGACAAAGAUAGUCAAGAGGAGAAGAAGGCAACUGCCGGAAGUAAUCCUACGCUGACUGAGAACAUUCCUGGAGACGCUGCGGCGAAUUAG
Molecule: messenger RNA, 570 nt
Organism: Perkinsus marinus ATCC 50983
Lineage: Eukaryota; Perkinsozoa; Perkinsida; Perkinsidae
Product: N-acetyltransferase subunit ARD1, putative
Exons: 7
Coding region: 1-570 (189 amino acids)
Biological process (GO): N-terminal peptidyl-glutamic acid acetylation
Cellular component (GO): NatA complex
Molecular function (GO): protein-N-terminal-glutamate acetyltransferase activity; protein N-terminal-serine acetyltransferase activity
Source: RefSeq, a predicted model, not a curated record